This is a messenger RNA of Dromaius novaehollandiae (emu), 6558 nucleotides long. RefSeq names its product potassium channel tetramerization domain containing 21 (gene KCTD21). Lineage: Eukaryota; Metazoa; Chordata; Aves; Casuariiformes; Dromaiidae. Gene Ontology annotation, biological process: ubiquitin-dependent protein catabolic process; protein homooligomerization. The coding region runs from base 343 to 1125 and encodes 260 amino acids. Gene Ontology annotation, molecular function: histone deacetylase binding; cullin family protein binding. The record is from RefSeq and is a predicted model, not a curated record. The transcript has 4 exons.
CCCCCACCCGCCGGCGCGGCCCCUCCGCCUCCCUCCGCCGGCGCCCGGGGCUGGGCCGCAGCUCGGCGGCGCAGACUUAAGGAGCAACAUAGAUAAGUAAAUGUGGAUCAGCUGCACUCUAAGGGAAGUUUAAGCACCUUGCUGCUACAGAUCUUGUCUCAAAUCCCUCCUUAAACUCAGCUGUGACUUGCUGUCUGCUGGCUUUGGCUUCUCUGGCUUUGGCCAGUUUGUCUGAGCUGACUGCAGAGGAGCUGUACAGAAGCUAUGUCAACUGAAGAUAUGGUCCCAAUUAACUAGGAAAUAUUUGCUAAGAAUUAGUGCCAGCAUCGUGAUUUUUCCAUCAUGUCAGAACCUAUCACGCUCAAUGUUGGAGGAAAACUCUAUACCACCUCUCUGUCCACCCUGACUAGCUUUCCAGACUCCAUGUUGGGGGCCAUGUUUAGUGGGAAGAUGCCAACCAAGAAGGACAGCCAAGGCAACUGCUUUAUCGACAGAGAUGGCAAAAUCUUCCGCUAUAUCCUGAACUUCUUAAGAACUUCCCACUUGGACCUCCCUGAAGACUUUCAGGAAAUGGGCUUACUUCGACGGGAGGUAGACUUUUAUCAAAUUCAACCACUGAUUGAGGCCUUGCAGGAGAAGGAGGUGGAGCUUUCUAAAGCUGAGAAGAAUGCCAUGCUCAACAUCACCCUUGAUCAGAAGACACAGACUGUCCACUUCACUGUUCGAGAAGCACCCCAGAUCUACAGUCUGUCUUCCUCCAAUAUGGAAGUGUUCAGUGCUCAUAUCUUCUCCACGUCAUGUCUCUUCCUGAAGCUUCUAGGUUCCAAACUUUACUAUUGCUUCAAUGGAAAUCUCUCUUCAAUAUCCAGCUACCUACAAGAUCCCAACCACUUGACCUUAGAUUGGGUUGCAAGUGUGGAAGGCCUGCCAGAAGAGGAGUACACUAGGCAGAACUUAAAGAGACUCUGGGUGGUGCCUGAUAAUAAGCAAAUCAAUAGUUUCCAGGUGUUUGUGGAAGAAGUGCUAAAAAUAGCCAUGGGUGAUGGUUUCUGCAUAGAUUCUUCUCACCCACAUACAUCUGAUUUCAUGAAAAAUAAGAUUAUUCGCCUAAUUCGGUACAAGUAAGAAUGUCUGUUUAUUAUGGUAACAGCACGGAGAUAACUUAGGUUAAGUGUUUCCCUUUAAAACACAGUUACAGCCUAAUUCAGAAUCAUGCUAAUCUGGAUUAAGAGUCACUAACAGGGGGAUGAUUUUCCUUUAAUGUAUUUACCAAUAUGAUCUUUCAGAAUAUGUCCAUAUUCUAAACAGAAGGAAUAUUGUCCAAUUCCUGGAUUAAGGAUUGAUUCUGUCUCUGCCUCCACCUCUGACCUGCUGUGCAAUUGUGGGGAAAGUCACUUAAUUUCCACCCUUCUUUUAUUUCCAACUGGAAAAUGGGAAUGAUCCUUAACCUAUAUUGCAAGGGUGAUGUGAUGGUUCAGUAAUCAGGUAUCUGGAGAUCAGAUGCAGUGAAAGAUGUCAUGGAGCUGCAACAGAGUGGACAGCCCAGGGGAGCAGAUUUUCCACUCCCUGCUUUGUCAUCUGCCGCUGUGUAGAGCACCCACAAAGCUUUCGUGGAUCAGCAGAGAAGUUUCCCCACAUGCGCACACUCUUAAUACGGCUGUAAAGGAUAGUGCAGACUGCAAAUGAGUAGGGGAUUAUGUCUGAAUGGUUUAAACAAAGGAUUUCUGUUGCCAUGUGAAGCCGACUUGGUUUUGUUUGGUUUUUUUCUGAACCCUGUGAGGAAGCCCCUGCUCUGUUCUGCUUUCAAGGAAGCUGUGUUUCAAUGAUGUGACUGGCACUGUGAACGACCAAGGAAGCUGUAGCAAAGAGAAUGAUGUUCCUACAAAGUGAGAAGAUUGUGGGUGGAGGUGAACUUUACUUUGGAUGCUCAUGAACCUUUGCUUUUACAUUCUGAAGGCAUCAAAGACAACUAGUCCUUUUCUUAGAACAUUGUACUUGUCUGGAGAAGGAUGCUGAAAACACUUUCAGAGGCCCCCCAGAUCUUCUGAAUGUUUGAGCCUGUUCUGCCUGGACCUGGCCUUUUUUGGGGGCAUACCUCCCUUCAGCAGUGCCCAAAAUGUAGGGGAUGGUCUGUAAGUAGGACGGAUUCCAUCUGAAAAGACAACCUGUCUAUAAGGUUAUGCCUAGUAUUUUGCGUUAGGAGAACAGAGGCUCAGUUUUCCUCUGUACAUUGAGCCAUUUCUUACAUCACUGUGAAAUAGUUAGAACACCAAGGACGCAUUUUACCUGCUUGCUUGGGUUUAGUGCAAGAUUGUCAGAGAGGUAAGGCAGGGGGAAACAAUAGGUGAUAACAAUGGUCAGGCCUUUUCCUCUAAGCCUGGUCUGUGCUAUUAUGACGACUGUACUCCACUAGCUGCAUGUCAGCACUAAGCGUAAUUUCUGUCCACAUUCAAGAUGAUUCAUUCUCAGCUAAUUAAGUUUAAAAGUAUCUUAGCUGCCUUUCCCUAGCCAGAUUGCUAUGUGUGCAUGAGAGACCCUCUGGAAUUUUCUCAUUAUCUCUAAUGAGACAGAAGAGAAAAUACAAUGGUCCAGAGGGCAUCCAAUAACCGUCAUAUUUAGAAUUUCAUUGCUUCCAAGUUUUUAGCGCAGGGCUGCAAAGCUCAGUCUUGCUCAUGUUCUCGUUUCCCAAAGAAGCUAUUCUCUUGUUACCCUAUACUUACAUGUGAACAGCAUAAAGGAGAAGUGCUUUGUUAUGGUUGUAAAAAAGAGUGAGAUGAACAUAGUUCUGUUGUCCCAAGCUGUAAUUGCAUGAACAACACAUACCAGCACGUGGAUGGUAAAAAUGCACACUCUGCAGCUAUUGGCAGCCUGUUACAAACCACUUCCCUGUCUGAACUGGUGCAAAACCAGUCCACUAGCAUGGUGUAAGUGUGACCAUAUUCUUGGCAAGUAGGACUGAAGCCCUCAGAAUCAUUAAACCUGGCAAUUUUCGUGAAUCCUGAUGAUUGUAAGCUGGAUGUUUUGGCCAAGUUCCAGCUUGAGUCACCAUAUUCUUCUAGUUUUAGCUGCAUUAGGAUGGACAUUUUUUUCCCACUCCUGUCCUGAAUUAUAAAAUGGGAGUAAUCCAUUCCAGAAGUUGCUGUAUGCCACUUAGAAAGCAAAGUGACUCCUACGUGAAUCUUAUUUCCACCGUGAGUUUGCCGGUCAGUUGGACAUUCACAGUGAUGACCUACUCAGCUGAUGAUCUGUAAAAUGUCAUAUGUGAACCCACUUUCAUCAAAUCUAUGCCUUGAAGCAGAUAAGCCUUUGCUGAAUUUAGUGGUAACAGAGCUUUUGGGGGGCUGUUGGCAGUAUUUCUUUUUUUAACCAAAGCCCUUGAGAAUAGGUUUUACAUUAACUGUAACAGGAGUUUUUGUAUGUCAGGACCAAAAGAUUACUUAUUCGUAGUAAUUUGGUUUCCUAUCAACUUAAGUUCAUCCAGUGUUAAGAACAACGGGCUUGAUUCUUAUUUGGAAGGGGGAACAACGCUGAUCCACACUUUUUAGAACUCUGGAUUGGUACUCACCCAUUCUGCUUCAGUAAAAUGAAAAUAUUAAAAAGAGUUGAAUUAUUACUGCAUUUUCUGCUGAAUGGCAUAUAUGAGGAGGCACCAGGAGCACUAUGUAUAGCUUUGUUGUAGCCCCAGAAUCUGGAGUAUUUGCUCUUUCCUUUUGCUCCUAUCCACCUUCCUUUUUUCAGACAGUAGCAGCACCCACAGUAAAAACAGACUUUUUUAAAAAAAAGCCUAAUAAUAGUCUAAACAAGAAAUGAAGAAUUCCCCAACUUGGCCUAGACAGUAACUGGAGUAAUUCUGCUGACAUGGAAAUAUGGGUUUGAAUCCCUACAGCUGAGGAGGGAACUGAACCCAGGUCUCUUCUUUCUCGAGUGCUUUAAUCCAUCAGUUCAUUAUGUUAAAUAUGGAAACUUUAAUCCACAUUUAUGUAUGCUUAGGUGACUAAAUCAGGCAAAGGUACACUUGCUCACACAUCUCUGUUAUUUCUUAGUAACUUCCAUAUGCAGAGAUGUAAAAUUUUCCACAAGUGUAAUGGCAUGAAUGAGAACAGGCUUUGGGAGGAAUAGGAAUUUGGGGUAAAACUUGAGAUGUCUGUAAAUUUCUUAGCAGGAUAAACAUCUUUAACAUUUUUAAGAAUGAGAUACUAUUUAUAAUACCACAGUAGUGCUGCAUGUUAACCAAGUAUGUGAAAUAAGUGAUAUGUGAAUCACUUUGAAUUAUGGUCAGAUAUAUGUUAUACAAAUGCAGUUGCUACUUCCAGCUAUGCACUAAGCUAAAUUUAUAGCUGUUCCUUAAUUUUGCACUCUGUCAGCUAUGUUAUAAUGUGUGUUUAUAGGAAUGUUCUCUCUGAAGCGUUUGUUCCUUUUUCAUCUAGCUAGCUAGCUGCUAUCUCUGAGCCCUAGAGGUAUAACUUGCUUUUUGUUUACCAGUCAACAGCAUUGAUGAUUCUUGUUCUCAACAGUUUUUCUGAAUUAAAGUGUACAAGCACAAAGCCAUAUUAAGCACUUAGGGUACAACACAACUUCAUCUCUAGUCAUGAAAAGCAUUUGAAAUUUAUCAGUAAUAACAUCUAAAAAUUAUUUUACUGUUGGAGUGGAAUACUUUCUCUCAGAACAAACUUCUUAAUUUGUCUAUAAGGAGCUGAGCACAAGCAAAAGAUCUAGUGAUUUGUUUUCCUCCUUAAGGUUUCUAGGAUUGUUUCUUCCUAUACACUCAUAUUCUUACAGUCUUGUAGGAAGUAUUCCUGUUCUCUUGUAUAGUAUUGCAAACUCUCUUCUGAGGUGCCCAAGUCUCCGUUCAGCAUACAAGAGGCACUGGCACGUACAUCGGCCUUGUGAACCCCACUCCCAGGGCUGGGCUUUUCACUUUGAGCAAUUCUCUGCUGCACAUCAUGGUGCCCAGCUUCCAUUUUUAUUCUGGUCUAGGCCUGUCUGCCUCAACGCCUCCAUCUACAAAACGAGCCUAAGUCACGCACUUUAAUGGCUUAUGCUGAGAAACCCACUGAAUAGAGAUCAAGUGUUAGAAAAGAAAAACACCACAAAGCUAGGGCUGAUGAUAAGUUACUAGCUGUAGUGUGUUGCCAUUGUCAGAUACAGGCACGUGCACAGAACGAUGGGAUUUCUUAUAGGAGAAGAACAUGAUAAUAAAGCAUCUUCGUGGAGUCCUGCAAAAAUCACUCAUGGAUUUCUCUGUAUGCUGUUAGGCUUGAUAUCUCUUUAUUAUCUAAAAAUGUUCAAUUAUAAUGAAGGGACUGAAGCCAUAUACAAAUACUAAGAGGUCUUUCAUUCAUGUAGCCCUUGUUAAGGGAUGUUAGGAGAAGGUGAGAGGAGUCUUUAUUGCUGCAGGUGAUGGCAGGGAAAUGGAAGGAGUAUUCAAGUGUUCAAUGCAAGGAGAAUUGAAGUGUUUGUCGAGAAAUCCAGGAUUCAGAAGGGAGAGAAGAAAGAAUCUAGAAACGUUCAGAAAAAAAAGAAACAGCAAGAUUAACAAUGUAGACAAAGAUUUUGCUAUGGAAAGAGGCUGUGAUUAGAAUGAUUCAGUGGCCUUUUCCAGUUUGAAUCCACUAUUAUGCAACUUGCAUAUAAACAGUUGGUCAUGCUAGAAGUUAUGCUGGUAGUAACUUGCCAAGAGAAGACAGCUUCACUUAGAUUUGCAUGUGCUUUAAAUCACCAAACGUAUGCACUGCUUAAGUUACCCAUACUCUUCGUUGACGUGGUUGCUGAAUAUGAAUUGCUACUUGAGUUCACUGGCAAUAAACACCUGCAAUUAAUCAAAAAUAUUCCCACUCUAGAGAAGGCUGAUGUGGUCCACAUACAAAGUUGCAAGAGUGAUGAGUGUUACCUUCAGCGCAUGCCAUAGACUCUAAAUCUAGGAUCUUCGGAUACUUCACAGAUAAACAGAGAAGUUAUGAAGAAGACUUGUUUGGGGGAGUUUCAUUUUCACCCCAAUCCUUUUGAAUUUGGCAUCAUUGCUUAGACUUGAAAUGUAUUUUGAAGUAUUUAACUGUCCUUAUGAUGCAGGCCCUUCCCAGUGAAAGUCUUAUCUGUGAAUUUCUUCAGGCAGUCAUGUAGCUAUGCCCUGUGAGAAGGGCUGCACUGAGCAGAGAUACGCAGAUCAUGCGCUCAGUUUCCCUUGGAAAUAACAUGAGGAAUGGCUUUCUUAUGGAUUUGGGGGGGGGGGGGAAGCUAUGGAGGAAAACUGUAUGGAAUGAACAAUUUCCCCUCUCUUUAUGCUCUCUCCAUUCUCCUCCCCCUUAUUUUCUUGUUCCUAAUGCUAAAAGAUUUUCCAGUUCGUCAGAACUCAAUCUCUGAUUCACUAAGAGCUACGCUUUUGAAUGAGUACUUUCUAGAAAGUGUCAAAAGGUGGCUUUUAUCUCUUACCACUUUUACAGAGAGCCUGUAGAGUUACUACAUUUAAAAAAUGUGGUUGCGUUUCUCUGCCUGUAACUCUUGUAACCUGUUACUAAUGUGUAUUUAGAAAACAGUAAAUAAAAUGUGAAUGAAGCAUUC